Messenger RNA from Colletotrichum graminicola M1.001, 483 nucleotides. RefSeq lists its product as uncharacterized. Gene Ontology annotation, cellular component: trans-Golgi network. The record is from RefSeq and is a predicted model, not a curated record. Bases 1 to 483 code for a protein of 160 amino acids. Lineage: Eukaryota; Fungi; Ascomycota; Sordariomycetes; Glomerellales; Glomerellaceae. The transcript is spliced from 2 exons.
AUGGAUAACGAACAUCAGGAGCAGCACAGCGAACAGUCGCACCUCCCUCCUCACAUCGAGCGCUCCCACUCGAGUUCAUCCUCCUCUUCGGUCGACCACGAGCACGACGAGCAUCAGAUUCACCAGCCGACCCCCAUCCGACCUCGUUUGCCCAGCCGGAAGAGCAGUGGGCCGCUUGUCGUUCCACGGGAUAGCUCCGCCGUCGGCCCCAUCGAUGCCGAGUUUGGACCUGAUGACGUGAGGGCCAUGAGCCCGCGGCGAACUAGCGAGGAUAUCGAAGCACUUGGUAGAGAAGCCCGGGAAGAAUUGAAGAGACACGCAAAGGCUCUCCAGGACUCCCUUCUGACUAUUUUCAACCGCAUCGAGGCCGUCAGAGAAGAACAUGAUAAGCUUGAUAACAACAACAAGUUCCUCCAGAAAUACAUCGGCGACCUUAUGACGACGAGUAAAAUCACCGCCGCCCCAACCAAGGGCAAGAAAUGA